Aphanomyces astaci is the source of this 2819-nucleotide messenger RNA. RefSeq lists its product as hypothetical. The transcript has a single exon. The coding region runs from base 133 to 2544 and encodes 803 amino acids. Gene Ontology annotation, biological process: rescue of stalled cytosolic ribosome; protein ubiquitination. Gene Ontology annotation, molecular function: ribosome binding; ubiquitin protein ligase activity. The record is from RefSeq and is a predicted model, not a curated record. NCBI's taxonomy places the organism in Eukaryota, Oomycota, Saprolegniomycetes, Saprolegniales, Verrucalvaceae.
UGACGGUCUUGCACUUCACACUGGAAAUUGCAAGGAAAAUGACUACCGGACGGUGUUUAACCGUAUGAUUUGCGUGUUUUAAACAAUCCCCGAGAUGUUUAAACUCGAUUUUCCACCCAUCCACACACACGAAUGGCGCGAGGACGACGAGCGAGCUCGGCGUCGCAAGCGUGCGUGGUGUGCUGCCUGAACAUUGACAACAAGACGAGGUUCCAGACCGUCGGCUCAUGUAACCACUUGGGCUGCUGCAGCAUCUGUGCCCUGCGCAUGCGACAGCUUCUCAAGUCGAAGCACUGCGUCAUGUGCAAAACGGAAAUGGACCGCGUGAUCUGCAUUACCGACGACGCGAUGACGUUUGAGAGCUUCCAGGACUGGGGGGACAACAUUGGCCCAAGCCACACGUUUGACGAAGCUUCGGGCAUGUACUUCCUCAAGGAAAACUACAGCGCCGUGCAGGGUCUGCGCAGCCUCACGUGUUCCGCCCGCGCGUGCCCCGACAAGCACAGCUUUCCCAACAUCAAGGCCCUCAAGCAGCACUUGAACACGAAGCACGCGUUGUCGUAUUGCGACAUCUGCUUGGACCACAAGCACGUGUUUCUCGAAGAGCAGGAGCUGUACACGGCCAGCGCGUUGAAGAAGCACAAGACACAAGGGAACCCCGAGCACGGGUUCAAUGGCCACCCCAAGUGUAAUUUUUGCGCGAGCAGCUACUACGGCAACAACGAGCUCCACGAACACCUUCGGAAGAACCACUUUGAGUGCGAGAUCUGCCUGCACGCGUACGGGAUUGAGAACCGGUACUACAAGGACUACAACGACAUGGAGAAGCACUUCCGGUCCGAGCACUUUCUCUGCGAAGUACCGUCAUGCCUUGAGGCCAAGUUCGUCGUGUUCAAGAACCACAUCGAGUUCCAAGCGCACAUGACCAACAAGCAUCCGCACAUCCCCGUGAGCAAGCGCAUCGACGUCAACUUCUCCGUGCGCCGCGCCGACCGCGAAGGCCGCGACGAGUACAAACCCCGCGACGACUACACGCCGCUGUCGGUCGCGUCCGAUGCGGCCAGCAUUACCGUGGCCGACUUUCCCGCGCUGGUUGGCAACGCGGAUACGCUCAACUUCACGCCAUGGCAGAGCCAAAGCAUCCGCAUACCGCGCCAGGAAGACUUUCCGCAACUGGCGUCCUCAACCUCGGCGGCAUCGUCAUCUUCGCUGUACCGCAACGCCAUUGCGCCGCAGCCGACGCUUGCCAUGCGUGCCCACAUGCAUGGAAGCGACCCAUGGGAGUACCCCGAGAUGCAGCAGGCUGCCGAAGUGUUGGGCGCCAACAAUCCGUUUCUACGGUUGGUGAAACCGACCAAGAAGAAGAAGAACAAGGCGGCGGCCACUCCAUCGCCGUCCCCGCCGCCCACACCCGCCGCGGCUGCUGCACCCCCCGUGGACGAAGACGAAGAGAAGCCCGCGGUCAGAGCCUAUAUUUCGACAGACGAGUCGCCGCAGGAAUCGGUGAUUGAAAGCAUCCAAGCGGCGCUGGGCAGCGAAGCCAAGUACGUCCAAUUCAGAGAAGUGUGCAAAAAGUUCCGCCAAAAGGAGAUCCCGGCCGUGUCGUUUUACAGCUUGGCGCGGGCUAUGUUUCGACCUCAGGACUUGCACGAGUUAUUUCCGAAACUCAUGAGUUUGCUCCCCGACGAAAGCCAAGUCACUGAGGUGCUGGUGCUGCACAACAAUUCGAAACCGGUGGGGUACCACGACACGAAGCUGCGGAAGCGGCCGUCCAAGGUCACCGCAGAGACGGCGACUUCCCCGCCGGCUGCCGCCGCCGCCACGUCUUCGGCUCCUAAACCUUCAUAUGCCAAUCCUGCGGCUUCAACCAACGCUCAAAGCGCCCCCCAACCAGCCGCACGGGCGAAAUCCGCCGCCGAAGACUGGCCUGCUCCAGAACUUGCUCCGAAACCAGCUCAAAGUACUAAGCCGAAAAAAGCCAGACAAGUGCCCAUUCCAGCAGCGGUGGGCUGGGGAAACGCUUUGAAGGAAGUAGGGGCCGUGCCCAAGUACUCGAAGAAUGGCCACCAGAUGAACGUCGUGCUCAACAACACAGAUCGGGACGCAUUCAACGCCCGGGCGCGCAACAAGAAAACGAAGGCGACCCCUGACAACGUCGUGGGCUGGAGCUCCGCCGCCAGCUGGAGCGAGCCCGUGUCCGCCCCCAUCGUGUCUGGUGGCUACACGCCGGAGUCGUCCAAGAUUCAGAUCGUGUCGGCCGAGUCAGUUCAAGGCAGCCUCCACGACCUGCAGUUGCAAACCCAGGGGAAAGUACCCAGUCGGACUCGAAGCGACUUCCCCGAACUGCCCAAAGCAGCACCCGCCAUCGGCAUCCAGCACGUUCAGCUAUUGGGCAAAAAGCCCGGAAUGUCGGUUGCAGCGUGGGGGGAAGACGAUCCCAAUCACCAGACACAACAGUCCACCCCGCAGCAAGCGUCCAAGAAGAAGAAGAAGAACAAAAAGGGCAAAUUGACGUUGGCCGAAUUCGCCAUGUUGUCGGGUUAAAGCAAAUGCAAUUCGAGUGGUCAAUCAGUCGGCGUGGGCUAGGGGUUGUCGCCACAUGGACGUGGCUUUCGGGCGAUGAAUUGAUGGUUUGGCCAUGGGAACAUUGGGCCUAGAGCCAGCAUCACACAAAUAGAUAGUAUAGUAUGUGAUCAUAGAGGUUAUACCGAUCAAAUGCAUAGAUGAGCCCCAUCAGUACCCCCAUGAGGCAAACAAAUUUGAGCAACGCGACGGCCACGAUUGAAAACUAGCCGCACUUGUGAAUACUGUACUACUAG